UUGUGAACCCUCCCAUUUUUCCAGCUGCAAGCAUCCCUUCUUUUUUCUCCCAAGCUUAGCCACGCGCGAUCUUUCUUAACCCUAUCUCUCUCUGCCGCAAUCACGCCGGCACGCCCCCAUCUAUCUCCUUCUCUGCACGUCGGCACACCACACUUGUGUUCGUAGCACCCCUCCAUCGCUAGCACACAGAUCAAAGAGGGAGCAAUUGCGAGACAAUUAUCUUAGUUUUCCGGAUUGGCAGUGUAGGUGAAAGGUGUUUAAUUGAGAAUCGCCCAACAUGAAGAACGCUGAGCGCAUUGCGAAUUUUGCUUUAGCGGGGUUGACAUUAGCUCCACUUGUUAUGAAGGUUGAUCCUAAUUUGAACGUUGUUUUGACUGCUUGUCUAACUGUUUACGUGGGUUGUUAUCGAUCUGUGAAACCCACUCCACCUUCAGAGACAAUGUCCAGUGAACAUGCCAUGCGUUUUCCCUUUGUUGGGAGUGCAAUGCUUUUAUCUCUUUUCUUGCUUUUCAAGUUUCUAUCAAAGGACUUGGUUAAUGCAGUCUUGACGUGCUACUUUUUUGUGCUUGGGAUCCUUGCCCUUUCAGCCACUCUGUUGCCUGCUAUUAAGCGAUAUCUGCCAGACCAUUGGAACCAAGAUGCUAUUGUAUGGCGUUUUCCAUAUUUCCGUGCUCUGGAGAUCGAUUUCACCAGGUCUCAGAUUGUUGCAGCAAUUCCUGGAACCUUCUUUUGUGCAUGGUAUGCUAUGAAGAAACACUGGCUGGCUAACAAUAUCUUGGGCCUUGCUUUUUGUAUUCAGGGAAUUGAAAUGCUUUCUCUUGGUUCCUUCAAGACUGGUGCCAUACUUUUGGCUGGACUGUUUGUAUACGAUAUUUUCUGGGUUUUCUUUACUCCAGUGAUGGUUAGUGUUGCGAAAUCUUUUGACGCACCUAUAAAGCUUUUGUUCCCCACCGCGGAUGCUGCUCGACCAUUUUCCAUGCUUGGACUUGGUGAUAUUGUCAUUCCUGGCAUCUUUGUAGCACUGGCUCUUCGAUUUGAUGCAUUGAGGGGAAGAGAUGGUCAAUAUUUUAAGAGUGCUUUUCUGGGAUACACAGUUGGUUUGGUCCUCACAAUUAUAGUCAUGAAUUGGUUUCAAGCUGCUCAGCCUGCACUUUUGUACAUUGUGCCUGCUGUUAUUGGAUUUUUGGCUGCUCAUGUCAUAUGGAAUGGGGAAGUGAAACCGUUGUUAGAGUUUGACGAGUCGAAGAGUGGCGUUUCAUGUGAAGAAGGAGGAGAUGAUGACAAAGGAGGGAAGAAGGAAUAAAUAUAAAUAAUUAUGAUGUGAUGAGCAAACAAUGAGAGAGAUCAUCCCAUCCAUCCCCACCCCAUCAUGUAAGCUAAGCCUUUUCUUUUAACAUUGGGCUCUAAUUUUAUAUCCUAAACUUCGCCUACAGUUGUAGUGUAUCAAACUCAAACACACACAGAUUUUGAAAUAUGAGGUUUAGCUCUCUCCUUUUAGUUUUCCACCUUUUAUUGCAACUCUGCCCCCCCACCCAUUUUCUUGGGGUUUCUAUAGCAAAUUUUCAAUA
Momordica charantia (bitter melon) is the source of this 1568-nucleotide messenger RNA. The record is from RefSeq and is a predicted model, not a curated record. NCBI's taxonomy places the organism in Eukaryota, Viridiplantae, Streptophyta, Magnoliopsida, Cucurbitales, Cucurbitaceae.